Linum trigynum is the source of this 8688-nucleotide messenger RNA. NCBI's taxonomy places the organism in Eukaryota, Viridiplantae, Streptophyta, Magnoliopsida, Malpighiales, Linaceae. The record is from the annotation of a GenBank genome assembly.
GGUCAUAUAUAUCACGCCUGUGGGCCUGGAAGCUUGCGAGUGAUCUCGGCCGAAAACGCGUCGGUUCACUUAUCAUCUUCACGGCAGGGGCGAAAUUGUCAAGGUCUAGUGACCGUGUCAACUGACUUACACGUGAGACAUGCAAAACCUCCUGGAUCUUGGUGAUCUACACAGUCUAUGCUCAUUCUUCAUGGUCUCCAAUCCGUGAUAGUAGCGCCUUGGUCGUGAUCUCUGCCUUUUUGUCUAUUUCGCUCCAUUUUCGCCCUCUUACAUUAGACUUUCGCUCCCGAGGUCAAUUCCACCUUUUAAGACCUGAAACAUGAUGAAAAACAUGCACAAUCUAGCGUAAAUUGAACCUCGGGAUAUGUAAACGCUUCAAACAUCACAAGAAUAUGGGGGUGAAAACAUGUAUAAUUAUGCCUGAAUCAAACUCCCCAACAUUUGGACGUUUGUUUAUCCCCAAGCAAACCAAUCUCAAACAAUGUAAUAUUUCAACCUAAACACAAUAACUCGGGAAUAUGUCAAAGGGCACAAAGGGGAUGGAUCUCAAUGUCUAUUUGGCACCGACAUAUGGACAACAACAAGCAUCCUGGCAACCACCACAAAUGACAUUCGAAUGCAUUAAGAACGUGCAACAAAAAAGUUCUCACCCUGUUCACAAACCAACACAUAACCUGUAAUGAUGACUCACCAACCAAAGUUAUCCAUGCAUAAAGAUCACGUCAUAGAAAUAAACGAAUGAGCAUACUAAGCCCUCACUGGGGUAUGAUAUGAAUAAGAUAACAUGAAUGAAUCACUCACUCUCAACUAGUGGGGUCAUGACCAUUUGAUGCAAAAGAUUUGCAUACUCAACACUCAGCCCUAUCGUCUUUUCACCAUGACGGAAACCUCUAAAUGCUAGAGCUCACUAUUUGGGUGUCAUCACUAGAUUGUCCGGAGGUCUUAGAUAUGAGUUCAAAUGACUGGCUAGGGUCUCAGACAUGGGAAAAAGAAUUUUUGGGUGGUUGCACAUAAAGGACGAGGUUCCAUAAUUCACGUAGAACCUAUCAAAGCAACACAAAACCACUCACAACAACCAAUUGUCAUACAUUUCGCCAUUCCCAAAACACAACCAAUCACGAACAACAUCCAAAGCACAUUUUCUUUGCUACACUUGCUAUCCAAUUUUUCAGGCACAACAGUGAAGGAGGUAAACAACACGUAACUGUCUCAGUAGCUUUGACUGCCAAGGAACACCUUUAUAGAGCAUAAACAAUAUUUUGUGGCAACUCCCUUUUUCUUAUUUGCCCCUUUUAUUGCUUUCUUUUUUGCUUCUUUUUCUUCCUUUCCUUUUGUUUCUCUUUUUUUUUCUCUUGGGGGCAUUAGAGAGCUAAACACGCAUACCACAUUCUUUGAACUUUAAACACAUGCUCACUUCUUAAGCACUACCUCCAACACUCACUUUCACCUUUUAGCAGGAAACUAGUCAAGACACACAAAGUGGAACCUCAAUGAAGCUCAAAUGAUGGGAGCUUCGAAGAAAGUAAGGGUCGCUCUUCCUAAUCUCAAUCAAGCUCAUAUAGUACGAGCUACACAACAUGAGAGCGACCCUAAGACAUACGAAUCAAAAGGGUUGACUAGGGGAUAAUGCAAUAGGGACAAGUCAAGUUUUGGGUCGUGGACUAAUCCUAUGCCUCCAUCUUCCUCGUUAGUGACAACGUGAAUGUUACACAUCAUGGUAAGAGGGAUCUAACACACAAGAACAAGACGAGCGGCACAAAUCUCACAUGGCUACCUAGAUGUUCAAACAUUCAUUCCAAAUUUUGACGCAUAGCAGUUGUGGUCAAUGAGUAAUCAAUCCAAACACAUCCAUUGGUUCUCACUUGGGUAUGAAGAACCUUAGUCCGGUAUGGAUGUAUUGAUGAUUGUUUGAGAUUGUAGAUUGUUGAACUCAAAGUUUAUAUCCAGUUGAUGCAUUAUUCAUGAAUUGUCUGAAUCCUAGAAACAUUCUUAUGAUUUUGUUAUAACUCAGGCCUAAGAAUAUCCGAAUAGGUUAAUUGAGCAUUGUCAAUUCAAAAUAGAGAAUCGAUUGCACAAGAGUGAAUUGAUUCACUACUUUGUACUGGAUUUCGGUCCAGUAGAGGCAGGGGCGUAGCCAGGAAUUUUACUAAGGUGGGUCAAAUAGUUACAUAAGUCGUUGUGAACGGCGAAUGGCAAGUGGCGGUGACAACCUAUUUUAGAGGUUAGAAAAUGCCAUCACGGAAUAAGCGACGUUUGUCCAGAAGUCUAUAUGGGUUUGGAGUUGUUGGUACGUCGAGCGCAACACGGUUAUCUUUGUACUUGUGCAUUUUGAUCUACCAUCGGUUUACCUUGAAACCCUAUAAGGCUACAGAAGUCAGAAGAUGGGAAAUAGAUAAGGAAAUGUGAUUUGAUCAAAAUGAAUAAAUCACCAAACUAGUUCUGUUGUUUCUUAUGCGGCAGAAGCAAAUUGACUCUUGGGCUAGCAACAUGUUGACCAAUUUAAGCCCAAUUCUUAAAUGCUAGUCCAUAAUUAAAUGUAGCCCAAUCCUCUUGAACUAAAAGGCCUGCACACAAACUAAAGUAACUAAAUGUUAUAAGUCCAAGCAAAUUACAAAACUAUGUCGUAUCACUAACAAAACGAAAUCCCCUAGUAGAUGGUCUCCUCGAUCAAAUAGUCUCCCCUGCAGGUUGGAUUAUGAAGAACACAAAGAACAGAGACAAAUAAACCCAGUAAUAAAAUAACAAAUAAAGCAGUUUUUCCAGUGUAUUGCAGGGCCAAGGUGGUGCAGCCUACCCACCUUAGUCUGUUGUGGCUCCGCCCCUGAGUAGAGGGAAUCUAAUUUGUAUUGCCUUAGUAUUUUGUCUCAGUUGAGGAUAGUGUCUCACUGAGCAGUCUAUUCAAGAGGGCUUGGUCUACUUAAUCAAGAUUCAAGGCUAAUCUAGGAUUAUGCGCAAUAUAAAUAUUGAGUGAGACAAAUUAGGGAAUCAACGAUAAUUAAUCUGGCUAGAGACUUGGGGCAAUAAAUAUCCGAAUGACAUUUUUUAUAGCUGAAACUCAAAUAAACUUUUUAUUUAUUUCUUAGUUCUUAAUUGUGUCAUUCAAAUCUAUUUUUUAUAUACCAUAAUAAAACUAAGUAGUAGUACAUCUAGAAAUCCUAGAUUGAUAAUUAAAACUUACUACCAAUUUAUUGGGUUCGUGUCAUUGGUUUCACUUGGUCUUUGAUGGGGAUUAUAGGUUUAGUGAGACAAGUUUUAAAAUUUUGAAAUAUAUCAUAAUGGAUAUCAUUGUAUAGAUUAUGAUCAAUGUAAUACAUUUUUUACAAAUUAAUUAAGAAUCCAAAUUUAAUUCCAUAAAAUAUAGCCAAUACAAAUUAUUAGAAAAAAAUUGUUUGAAUUUUCAUUUACGUGAAUAACUUAAUAGCAUAAUUUUACGUGGAUAAGCAGCAACUAGCGUGGUUGAACACAAAAAUGGAUAAAUUAUGUGUCUUUUUACUCUUUAGGUGUUUUGUCUCCUCUAGUGAAUAUCAACUUAUCAAGGCCACAAAAAUGUGUCCAAAAUAAUUUUGCACUUUAUGCCGUUGAGCACGGCUCCGGGCCAGGCUUCAUUCACAUGGGCCCAACUUUCACAUUAAUGAUAAUGGGCUGGACAUUAGAAGCUGCGAAGGAGUCAGGUAUUUCAAAAUUUCCUGCCCGUUUCCAAAAUACUUGUUUGAGGCUGUGGGCGGGCCAGACAGGCGAAUCGAAACCCGGAAAUUCGACGGCAAAAAGCUCGAAGCCAGCACCCACCGUUUCUCGCGGUUGCGGCGAUGGCGGCAGCAUUGGCGGCGGUGAGGCCAUCUUCACUACUUUUUCGGCAAUCCACCACGACCAGGCGGCGGGUGUUCUCUCCUCUGGCUUCUCUGUCCUCGUCUCCUCCACCGCCAAACACGAGAACCCUAGUCCUUUAUUCAAAGCCUGGUUGCUGUUUGUGCGAUGGCCUCAAAGAGAAGCUCCAAGCUGCUUUCUCCCUCUCCAACCCUCCAACCCUUCACGACAUCGACCUCCAGGUGAGGGAUAUCACCACCAAUCCUGAUUGGGAGAAAGCUUACCAGUACGAGAUCCCCGUGCUCGCCAAGCUCCAUUCAGAUGGCACUCAAGAAAUUCUGCCGAGAUUAUCUCCUCGACUUGGCGUGGAGCUUGUACAGAAAAAGAUAGCAGCUGCCUUCACUGAAUAAAGGAAACCCCCCACCAAUUUGGCCAAAGGUUGUAUUGCGUGUUUUGGAUGAACAAACUUGGCUGAAAAUUGACAUGGUAUGUAAAAUCUUUUUCAUUUGGAAAGAUGUCUUGUGAGUGCUUUACUGAUGAGAUGAUUGAUUUGCCUCCAGCAUUCCCACGUUGCUGAGGCCCUGUGCUUAUCCUAGGGAAGAUCUAAAUUGGGAAUUGUCUUGGAAGUUCCGUGGGAAAAAUAAACUUGUUGAUGUUGCACAGACAACCUUUUGCUUAACUUAGUGGUAUACCUGGAUCCUCAUAUGGUGAAUAUCAAUGUCGAAUCCUAGCAUCUUUAGGGUAUCCAACAAGUUUUAAGUUUCUGAUUUGUGCAUGAUGCAGUUUAGUUAUCGGUGUGCCUGUCACAACAGAGUAAAUGAUUUCUCUAGUUAAGGAUGGUAGCUUUAAGGUCUAUCUUGAUCACAAUGAGAUAGGAUUUGAAAGCUGACCAGAAAAUUGAUAGGGAAGUCGAUGUUGUUGCUACUUUAAAUGUGGCUUUAAUAAGUGAGUGAAAAAGGCUAUGGUUUUGACUGGAGAAAGUAGUUGAAAGGAACUUGCAGAUUCUUUCAUUCCUUCAUCUUUCUAAACUUUCUUGCUGAUACUAUUAGCAUUGCUCCAUUGUUUUUUCCCCCUAUGUUAUCAAUCAAUAAUGUGGUGCCUUAAAAAUUAAUCUACAGCCCACUGAACUCCAGCAAUAGGAUAGGGGAAAGCUAGGGGCUGCUGUUUCUUGAACCGACCCCUUAACGACGGUGAACAAGGCAAGUUAAAGCUGUAGUGGUUGAUAAUUUAGCAUUUAAUCAAAGGGAAACUAGCACCAGCGGGUGUACUAUUUAAAACAACCCAUCAGCAUAAUGCGUUAGGCUUUAAGCCAAACCUAUUAUCUAUAUCUGUUUUGAGAUUCUCUCUUGAAAAAGUUUGUGGUGUUUGGCAGUAGCAUUUUAGACGUAAAGAAGAAGAAUUUCUAAUUGCAGAUGAAUGGAGAUUCUUUUGUACUGCUUUUAUGCAUGAAAGCAAGGGAUCCUUCAGUGAAUCUCUUAUCUGUGUGUUUCUCUUUUAGAACUUUUUGAAGCUUUUGGUAUUUUGUUUGUGGCUCUUGGUAUUGAAUGAGAAGCCGUGUGUAUAAGUUGUGUAAUCACAUGAGAUGGUCAGCUUGAGCCGCGCAGUAAGCUUGGUGAAGAAUGAAGACGUUGGUUGGCUAACUAGUUUUGAGCUGCCAAAUCGGGGACCCUUUAGUUCAUUUGGUAUUAGCGACGUAGGGCUGAUACAAGUUGAAAAUAGUCUAGGAAACUCAUCUGGUCAGCUGGUCAGACUAUUAAGUAUAGGGGUGGGCAACGGGAAAUGGGCAUUUGGGUAUAUUCGUAUUCGUCCCCUUUUUUAAGAGUUACGAGUACCUAAAUACUCGUAUAUUUUUUUACAGGAUGGGAUUUGGGAUCUAGAAUUGCUACUUUGGGUACCUGCGAGUUACCUGUUAAUAUAUAAAUAUCCGUGUGGAUCUUACGAGUACCCGUUAUACUCAUUAGUCCGAAACCCCAAAACCCAACUGCUACUCCCAACUACCGCUUCUGACUACUUCAUAUCCGGAUUUCUCCAGCAGGCUGUUAGAGGCUUGAGAAGAGGUGAGCAGCCGAUUGUUUUAGUGUUUUACUAUUGAAGAGGUACGCAGCCCGCUGUUAGAGGCUUGAGAAGGGGUGUGCUUGGCUUGUGUGACUAAGCCUGGCUUAUUCUCACAAUAGCCUCUCUAGCUUCUCAUUAUUAGGUGGGUUUGUUUAAUGGUGUGUGAAAACUUUUGUAGUUCUUCCUUCAACCGAAUCGAUAUUUACGGGUAGUAUGGGUACCUAUCUGUCUCGUAUGAGUAAUGUCAUAAUGGGUAUCCGUUAACACGUAUGGAUUUGGAACAUGGGAUGAAAAUUAUUAUUCAAAUGAGACUGGGUACCUGUUUCAAACAGGACGGGUGUCCCGUCCCCACCCCUAAUUAAGGAUUCGUAUCUAUUUGAAACCUUGUUGAUUUAUUGUGAAUUUAUUUGGGAAUAAGAGUGAAAAUCAACGACAAGCAGACGCGAAAAGACCUUAUUUGUGCUUGUGGUCAUCCUCGCUGAAUUGGCCCUCUUAGCAACUCCGUAGUGGCUGCUGGGAUGAGAUUUUUUCGAACAAGACAUUUUGUCCAAAUCUCUCAUUUUGAUGAUGUUUGAAUGGAGGAUUUACACGAAGGAUUUUUGUGACAAUCCCAAGUUCUGUGAUAUUUUGGCUAAAUAACUCUCUUGUUCCAAAAUGGGGAAUUUUCAAGUUGUCUUACUUUUGAAAACUCACGAUUGUGAGAUUUGAAAAUAGUUGAUCCAAACUAUUUUGAGCCUCUCAAUAAUUUUUUAUCUUCUGAAGCUAUCCUAAAUGAACAAGAAUAUGAUAAGCAUAUUAUACUCAACAAUACCAGUAUAAGUAAUAAAGAUAUUCAUAAAAAUAUGGAUAUUUAAUUUUUUAAAAUUCAAACUCUAAACACUAAUUCUAAUAUUUUCCUACCAAAUGAUUACAUAAGUAGAAACCUAAAUUAAGAAAAUGGAAAUCUAAUGAAGUAUUUUUUGUGAAAUGAAAAAUUGUUCAAUGACAAUAAAAACUAGGAAGAUUUCAAGUUUGUGGGGAAUGUCUAUGGUGACUCGUAAGUUACCAUGACUUGAAUAAAAUGAUCAAUCGCUUUGGGUAUUUGGUCGACAGAUGGCACACUUACCCCGCGAUUAUUCCUAAAAGUCCGAUUGGUGAGAAAGAGUGGCAGACAUGUUGAUCUACAAUUGUUGCACAAACAACUACCUGCGAUGUUUGACAUCUUUUCUUCUUCAACCGAACUCCAAAGCCAGAAGAAUGUAAUUACUCAACCAAAAAUUUAAAUGGUUAUUUAUAUAUGCUUAUGUUGAUGUUAACUUGGAUUAAAUGGUAGCAAAAUUCUUGUUUGCUGCUGAAACCUUUCUAAUGUAGGAAUCAUGUUCCAACACUGAUAAAGUAAUAGAACGGCAGACCGUUUUGUUUCUAUGGUCAACCGUUAUAUAUAUAUAUAUAUAUAUAUAUAUAUAUAUAUAUAUGGCGAGUUCUACGGUACCCUGGGUGAAAUCCAGGGUACCGCAUACCUUGAGUAUGAAAAUACUAUCUAGACCUUGAAUUGACCGAUCUUUCGGACAUGAUACUAUACUCUAACACUUAAAGAUCAAAAUCUAGGUGUUAAUAUUAUACUCCAAGAUCAAUUUAAUUAGAAAUAAUAAUCGACGGUUAUGAUUCCUCCAAAUAUAGGCACAAAAAGGAAUGAAUCAUCUUAGGGUUUAUAGAUUAUGAUUUAGAUGAUUAUGACCUAGGGUUCACUCAUUAAGGGUUAGUGUAUAAUAUCAGACACAAAAAUCCUGGUAAUUCGAGGUCUAGAUAGAGUUUCCAUACUCGAGGUAUGCAGUACCCCGGAUUUCACCCGGGGUACCAUAGAAGCCACCAUAUAUAUAUAUAUAUUGUAAUAGUAAAGUCUCAGACUAACAUUGACAAGGUAAUGUACAACCGUUCGACCAUUGUCCGUUUGCAAUAAUAAAAGUUGUGAAUCCAGACGCGAUCGUUUCUCUUAAAAGGUCUAUAAGAUUGUUCAUGUAAUGGUGACUUACAAGUCAGAAUAACAAAGUACUAAUUAUAUAGCCCAAAUACGACAUUCAUAAUAAUAAGGCGAAUUAUAUUUUGCUGCAUGGGAGCAGAGGUAACUGAAUUGGAGAUUGGCUAAUUCAACGAUCAAGAGGUUGUGGGUUCAACCCAUCAACAUCUAGUUUUGCUGGUCGGACUGAUCGACUUGGUUUGAUUUUAACAAGACUUAUAGUAUCCUCCUUACAAGUUACAAAUGACCCAUAGAGAACCACCAAUUAGACGCAUAUCAGGAUUCCAUCAGCAAAACCUUCCAGAGAAUUUUUGCUGCUAAAGGUGCACGCAUUCAAUUUGUUUGCAAAUUAUUAGUGGCUAAAACUGCAUCUCACACCAACACUCAGAGUCUCAGACAGCGAUAACACCAAUAAUACCUUAUUUUCAGGCCUACUCAUUCCACCACUAUCAGUUUCCAUAUACAAAUUCUUAAGAAGAAAGUAAGCAUGAAAAUAUAUCAUAUAAAAAGCAAUGAAUCUAAACGUUCUGUAGCCAAUAAAAAAAAUGAGACCCAAUAAUAAUGCAUAUAAUGCCAUAAAGUAAUUGAUGAUUCAGUAUCCAUUUGUUGAUUAAUCUCUGUUUUUUCAGCCAAUUGGCCUCCUCGUAAUGAAUGGAUAAGGCAGGCAGCCUAACGAGUUGCCAAGGGAAAGCUGGUGGCAAAGGAAGGGUUUUGUUAAUCUUUAUCCAAUAGUGGCAAAACUAGGAUGAAGUAAAGGGAGGCUGUAGUUCUAUUCGAUUUUAAAAUAUAAGUAAAAUUAUGUGUAAAAUUUAUAAUAAAUUAAAAAAAAAUAG